This is a messenger RNA of Ochotona curzoniae (black-lipped pika), 1609 nucleotides long. RefSeq names its product cytochrome P450 2D17-like. Lineage: Eukaryota; Metazoa; Chordata; Mammalia; Lagomorpha; Ochotonidae. Gene Ontology annotation, cellular component: intracellular membrane-bounded organelle; cytoplasm. Gene Ontology annotation, biological process: xenobiotic metabolic process; arachidonate metabolic process. The record is from RefSeq and is a predicted model, not a curated record. Bases 36 to 1538 code for a protein of 500 amino acids. The transcript has 9 exons. Gene Ontology annotation, molecular function: oxidoreductase activity, acting on paired donors, with incorporation or reduction of molecular oxygen, reduced flavin or flavoprotein as one donor, and incorporation of one atom of oxygen; heme binding; iron ion binding.
GUGGCCGAAGGAUCAUAGUGUGAAACGAGGCCACCAUGGGGCUGUUGUCGGCAGACACACUGACACCCCUGGCCGUGGCCGUGGCCAUCUUUCUGCUCCUGGUGGACCUGAUGCACCGGCGCCAACGCUGGGCCUCAUGCUACCCACCAGGCCCCAUGGGAAUGCCUGGCCUGGGAAACCUACUACAGUUGGACUUCAAUGCCAUCUCCUACUGCUUCCGUCAGCUGCGGGGCCGCUAUGGGGAUGUGUUCAGCCUGCAGCUGGCUUGGACCCCUGUGGUCGUGCUCAAUGGGCCAGCUGUCGUGCACGAGGCACUGGUGACCCAUGGUGAAGACACCUCGGACCGUCCAUAUACACAUACUUUGGACCACGUGGGCUUUGGGCCACAUGCUGAAGGAGUGAUCAUGGCACGUUAUGGACCUGCAUGGCACGAGCAGCGCCGCUUCUCCGUGUCCACCCUGCGCAACUUCGGCCUGGGCAAGAAGUCACUGGAGCAGUGGGUGACAGAGGAGGGCGCCUGCCUCUGUGCUGCCUUCUCCGACCAUGCAGGACGCCCCUUCAGCCCCAGGAGCCUCCUGAACAAAGCUGUGUGCAAUGUUAUCGCCUCACUCACCCAAGCACGCCGCUUUGAGUACAACGACCUGCACCUAACCAGGCUGAUAGACCUCGUGCAGACCAUGAUCAAAGAGUCGUCUGGGAUCUUGCCAAUGGCACUGAACGUGAUCCCCGUGCUUCUGCGCAUCCCGGGCUUGGCCGACAAGGUCUUUUCAGGGCAGAAGGCUUUCAUGACCGAGCUGGACAAGCUGGUGGCCGAGCACCGCAGGACGCGGGAUCCCGCCCAGCCACCCCGAGACCUGACCGAUGCCUACCUGGAUGAGGUGGAGAAGGCCAAGGGGAAUCCAAACAGCAGCUUCAAUGAUGACAACCUGCGCAUGGUGGUGUCUGACCUGUUCAUAGCUGGGAUGGUGACCACAGCGAUCACACUGGACUGGGCCCUCCUGCUCAUGGUCCUGCACCCGGAAGUGCAGCGCCGUGUCCAGCAGGAGAUCGAUGAGGUCAUAGGGCAGGUGCGGCCACCAGAGAUGGCAGACCAGGCCCGCAUGCCCUUCACCUGUGCUGUGGUCCACGAGGUUCAGCGCUUUGCUGACAUCAUCCCACUGGGGCUGCCUCACCAGACAUCACGUGACACAGAAGUACGGGGCUUCCUCAUCCCCAAGGGGACAGUGCUCUUCACCAACCUGUCAUCGGUGCUGAAGGAUGAGGACACCUGGGAGAAGCCCUUCCGCUUCUAUCCGGAACACUUCCUCGAUGCUCAGGGCAACUUUGUGAAGAAGGAGGCCUUCAUGCCUUUCUCCACAGGUCGCCGUGUGUGUCUCGGGGAGCCCCUGGCCCGCAUGGAGCUCUUCCUCUUCUUCACCUGCCUCCUGCAGCGCUUCAUGUUCUCGGUGCCCGCGGGGCAGCCCCGGCCCAGCGACCACGGGGUCCCUGGUGCCCUGGUGACUCCGGCCCCCUACCAGCUCUGUGCUGUGUCCCGCUAGAGGCAGGACACAAAGACCCCAGAUCACUUCUCAGCAAGCUCUGAUCCACAAUAAAACAAUCUCCUGGCUCA